This is a messenger RNA of Besnoitia besnoiti, 5418 nucleotides long. RefSeq lists its product as uncharacterized. The transcript is spliced from 7 exons. NCBI's taxonomy places the organism in Eukaryota, Apicomplexa, Conoidasida, Eucoccidiorida, Sarcocystidae. The record is from RefSeq and is a predicted model, not a curated record. The coding region runs from base 1 to 5418 and encodes 1805 amino acids.
AUGGUUAUCUCCUCUCUGCUGUCUCUAGGGGUGCGGCCGUCGCCGCCUUUUCUCGCCGCCGCCUGCUGCUACGUCUCGGUGUACACUUCGCAUUUGCCGCCUCAGGCGCUCGUGCUGAUCGCCUAUAACAUCUCCCGUGUUCUCUCCGCGGCUCCAACUCGUCGCGCGUUCGCGCCUCUGGUGCAUGCGGAAUCGGCGUCGCCUGAGGAAGAGGAGCUCGCCAGUGAUGCUGGCGUCUUCCGCCUUCUGCUCACGCCGUCAAUAUCGCUUUCCUAUGGCUACUCUGGGCCGUCUGCGCGCGCGACGCCGGACGUGGGUACGUCGUUUUCUCACCGCUGCCCACCGGCGAGUUCAUCGACCAGCGGUGCCUCUGGCUCCUCUCUCUCGCGUGUGCCUCGCGCGCCGUCUUCUCUCGCUCCCUCCUCAGCCAUGUCUCCUCCACCUGACGACCCCCGAGAGAUCCGCUUCGUCUCGCCGCUGCAGCUUCUUGUCGCCGCGCUGAUCAGCGGCAUGGAGGCGAAGAGCGCCAGACUCAAAGCGGUUGACUGGUGCUGCGGGCUCCAGGCGCUGGAAAGCCUGCUCCCGUUGGCAUCUGCCCCCGCCAGCGCACAAGGCGCGCUUCGUGCGUCCUGGCCUCCUGUGCGAACCACGCCUAGCGGCGCAGGACAUCCUGGGCAUGCGCCGCGCAGCGCCGCCGCCUUGGAGGGUGAUGCCGCGGCCGGUGGGACCGGUGGUGCCUCCGCGCUCGAGCGUUCGUGGAGCUCCUCGUCUCCCUGCGGGUCUCACAGCGCCUCGCUCUCAACGGCUUCUUGUCCGCCGCCCGCGGCGACGGCGUCCAGAGAAGAUGUUUGGCCUGGCAGUCGCUCCUUCGGCGUUUCGCCUGUGAGCUGGGAUCUCCUCUGGACUGCGUCGGACUUGGCCGCUGGCGAGGCGGCGCUGCGCGGCGGGCUUGCGCCUUUGCUGGUGGAGUCGAGUGAGGAGUCGUCGUCAGAGCGGCUUCUGCGCGCUCUGCAGUCGCUACUGACGCUGCUCCCGCCCCAGGUCCACGGCCUGCCUGCGAACUCCCUCUCGAACACAGCUUUGGCUGUCGCGAGACUCCACAGAACCUGCGCCAGUCUGCUUGGCGCUCAUCCCUUCAGACGCCCCCCCUCCUCCAUGGACGUGUUGGAGGGCGGAACUGCUGACAUGCCGCGGCGCUCAACAGAUGGCCACGACAGAGUCUGUGGGAGCUUGAACGACAGACCAGGUCACGGGACAUGCGAAAGCGCUUGCGAUGGCGGCCUUCGAGUUUCCGUCUCUGCAACAUUAUCCGCUGUGUAUUCACAGCUGUGCCGGCGGACUCUCCAGGCGUGCCGGGAGAGGCGCGGCCUGCCGCCAGUCUCCUGUGUGAUUCUUCUCUCUUCCCUCGCAGACGGGUUGCGCACACUUCAGAAUGCUCCGUCGUCGAUUUCGCUCGCCACGGCGACGUCGGCCGUUCACCCGCUCUCCCUCGACGCGGCGUCUCCUUCCCAUUCUUUCCCCAGGGGGUUGCCCGAGGCGUCUUCCGCAGCUUCCACAGCAGAGAGCGGCCUCGAGGAGGAAGUGCUGGCUGUGUUCACCGCUGCUGCGCCUCACCUCCUUUCGCCGGCUGGAGUAUCCGCGGCGACGCCCUCGUCUCCCCCCGGUUUCGCUUCGUCCGCCCCAACGAGCACAGGGGCUGCGCUACCGCGGGCGAUUCUGCCUCGCGGCGGCUGCCACGCUGCGGCUGACGAGGACGCUUCCACGCCUCGGGGUCAGUCGCUCCGGCUCGCAUGGGAUCCGAAGCCGCGUGACCUCGUCGACCUCGUGGGCGCGCUGUCCUUCAUGCUGCUUCGGCGGCGCGCAGGGAGACAAGCAGUUGGCGAGCAGGAUCUCUGCAGCCUGGGGGCCUCGGGCGUGCUGCCUCCGAGCCCCUCACAGGCCGCCAGCAGCUUGCGGGAUCUGCAGCGCCUGCUGUCAGCUUGCACGACCCAUGUCCUGGAGGCUUUGCCCAGCGCGCCUCCGCGCGCGCCGUCUUCCUCUCCCUGUGGAUUCGUAGGUCGGCCCUCGAGCGAGUCUUUUGGGCGACAGCAGCGGCCUUUCCUGUCGGCUCGAGACUUGUCGACGAUCGCCCUGCAUCUCAGGCGGUGCGGCGCCCUCGCCCCCGAGCUCUUCCGGGGCUUCUCACGAUUCCUCGCUGAUCGAAGCGGGCACCGCCUCUUGUCUGGCACGGACUUCUGUUGCUUCCUCCACGCGCUGGUGUGUCUGGAGCUGCCCGCGGCGCCGCCCGCUCGAGAGCGCGAGCCGGAGGUGGCGCGUGAGACGCUAGGAGAAGCCAGAGGCGUGCGUGCGCUUUCCUCUGGCACGCAGCUCGCGCCGCCGAGUGGGCAGAGCAAGGCUGAAGGAGCUCCGAGUCCUGCGCAGGCGGAGAGGAGCAAGGCAGACGCUGCGUUGACGCGAGAGGCUGCGCGGGUCUCAGUCCACCUGCUCGACGGGGCUCUGCCAGCCACGAUUGCGAGCUUCGACUCGCGCGCCCUCUCCAGUUUCGCUCUGUGGCUCGGCCAGCACUUUCAGCUCCUGCAGCUGUACGACCUGACUGCUCCGCCUGCGCCCGUCUCUCUGGGCAGCCCGCGGAAAGCUCCCGCCUCUGGGUUCGCUGAGCCGAGCAGGGCGGCCGCGCCGGCCUCGGCUGCGUCCUCCUUUGCCGUGGCAGAGACGAGUGGACUCGCCAGCGUCGCCCACCGGUCCUCGCCGCCUACGCUCUCGCUACUCGCGACUCGAGGGCAGCUGGAGCGAUCGGCGGAUCUUCUCUUGAGGGAGGUCGGUCGACGAUGCGCCUCGUCGCCUCACCUCCUCCGCGACUCGCCUCGGCAUCUGGCCCCCUCUGAGCACUCACAAUCGUUUGAUUUGUUUCGCUCCAUUGUCGAUCCACAGUCUGGGUCGACGACCGCGUCUACGCCGCCGCUCUUCCAGGACGGGCGCUCCUACACUGCGUUGCUUUGUGGGAUUUGCAAACUGCCUCGGAGCAUCAUCACUUCGUCUCUUUGCUUGCCGGUCGCUACCGCUCCACGGAGUGGCGAGGCGCCAAGCGAAUCCUCCGCAGCCGCGGACGCGUCUUCGCACGCUGAUCCUGCAGCCGCAAGCUCCUCCCCUUGGAGGAGUCGUUCUUCGUCGUUCUCCGCUGCGCCGCCUGUCGAAGCAGCCGCGGGGAGCUGGAAUUUGACUCUCCAGCCUGUCCAGACGGGCAAUGCACGCACAGCCGACACCAGUGGCGAACCCCGUCUCUCUUCUGCUGUCCCGCCGCAUGGGGACUGGCCUGACGUUUUGCGUAUUCUGCUAGAUCCGAGUCGUGUCAAAGCCUUCUUGUCUUGUUCGCGGACAACAGAUGCUGAGUUUGCGGAUAUCCUUUGGGCCAUUCGCCAUUUGCCGCUUCUGCCUGUCGCGAACGCGCCGUCUUCGCUGCUGCUGCCCUCUACGCCGUCUCCGCCCUCUGUCCACGCUGUCUCACCUACUGCCUCCGCCGAAAAGGAUUCGCUCUUUUUCGGGCUGCCUGAGCUCCGCCAGAACCUGGUCGACAUUGCUCUACAGACUCUGGAGGGAGGCAAGGGCGCGACCGGCUGUUUGCCUCUGUCGUCCGCUUCUCGUCUGAAUCUCCGUUCCUCGCCUUCUGCUCAGCCGUCUCAGGCGCUCCCUCCAGUGCCGCGGGAGGUUUCGGCCCGCAUGGAGCGACUCCGCCAGGACCCAGAAAUCCUUUCGCGGGUGUUCUUCUACCUCGUCUCGCUGGGCGCAACAUCAGCGAGCGUCUUGGGAUUGUUUUACCCCGCUCUCCUCACUUGUCUGGCGUCGGUCUCUCGUACACAAGCUGUUGUCCCUGCCUCCCGAGGCUCGCAGCGGAACACGAUCGACGCAACGCUUCUCUCGCCGGCGAGCCUGAAGCUGACAGCGUGUAUCCUGUCGGCGCUGCGCGCCUUUCCGAGCUCCUCCCGUCUCCUGCGAGAGCAGAAAGUGGCCCUGUGCGCCGCAGCCUUGUCUUUCCUCACUGCGUCCUCUUCUAGCUUAUCCGCUUCUCUCGCGAGGGCGUCCGCCAGGGUUCCUGGUGCCUCUCAAGGUCUUUCAGAGAGACCUGACAGCCCCCCCGCGGGCUUGCUGGGUUCUGCAGAUUAUGGGCAAAUGGUUGAGGCGUCGCUCUCUGCGGCGGCGGAGCUUCGAGUCAACCAGCCAGCGGAGGCGAUCCACGCUCUCAGCGAGUCGUUUUUGGCUUGGGCUCUGACGCAAGCUUCCUCGAGGCCCCUAGGGACUUCGCAGGAGCGAGGGACAGAGGAACGAGGUGCCGCUGUAGCGCCGUGGGCUCCGCUGGCGGUUCGCUGCGCAGUGGCACUUCGUUCCCUCGACUUCCCCUCCGCUUCGUUCCUCCUGCGCCUUCUGCCGCCUCUUGUGGACUCGCUUUCGGCUCCCCUGGGGGCCGUUUCCGAAGGCUCAAAGCGGCGUCAGGCAGCCCUGAGAGACCGAGUCUCGCAGGCAGCCUGCGCGGGCUUCGCGCCUGCGCGACAGCUAGGUACCGGGCUUCUUCACUCUCCCGAGUCUUCGGCGGCUCUAUCACGCGCAGCGGCUUUCUCCCAGCUGUCGCAGCUGCUUCUCUGCGUGGUGUGUGCGGCGGGGAGUCAUGUGCAGCGCGAGGCAGAGCGGCGAGAGAAGCGCCAGAGGGGAGAGGGCGGGCAAGAAAACGCAGAGCGCAGCCCGUACGGCUGCCGAGACUCCAGUCUCGUCCGGGAGCUCUACUUCGGGAAAGCGACUCGCGAACUGCUUCGCACGCUUCUGAUCCUCUACCGAAGUCCCCAAGGCGCCCACGCAAGUGAAAGUCAACGACGACUCGACUUCCUCUCCAUCCUCCACAUCCUCAAAGAUGCCCUGUUACUCGCCCUUCCUCUCGAAGCUGGACCUCUGCGGCUGAUGCAUGCCCUCAGCACGGAGGUUGCCAGCGGCGGCGGCAGCCUGGACCCGUCACUUCGCGAGGCAUUGCCAAGCGCCGCAGGACGCAGCGCACGAGAGGACGGGGAACGAGCGAGCGCCUCACAAGACGAGAAAGUUGCGUAUGCGGAGCUAUGGGACUUAGAGGCCUGUACGGCGGGAAGCAGCGCGGAGAGGCCCGAGAGCAGCGUGCUUCACAAGGAAGUCCUGACGGUCACGCAGCGGCUUCUGCACCACGGGCAGUUGCCUCUCGAAGCGGGCACCAAGGGGACGUCGUUUCGUAGGGCAGACGGAGAGCGUUCAAGCGGCGUCCACUCAAUUCAGUGGAGCUUGGAGAACGCCCAGAGGCCACAGGAUGGAGACUGCGACGCCGACUGGAAAAUCGUCUCCGAACACCGGCUCGGGCGGCUCUACUACCUAGACAUCCUCAUCAGUCGACGCACCGGCGUGUGA